CGCGGCGACCAUCGCAGCACUCACCCGCUCGGCGUUAGACAAGCUCGCUCGGUUUUCCAGGGUGACGCUGGAAGCAGCUAGUCCACGACUCACUUCAAGCCUCGCUCGACGGAAGCAGAGGGAGCGAUUUGCAGGUAGUCACGACGGGGCGCAGGUCUGGACGCCGGGCCUCAGACUUCGGGAGUCCUUAGCUUCCGUCAGGAGGCUGGAGGUCAGGUAGCCCGGACUCCGAGGAACCCGCGACAAUUGCACUUCCGGGGCUCUCAGUAGCCCUCCGGAUGCCCCGCCCCUCGCUGUCCGUUCCUUUAACUCGUCCCUCGAGCUAGUCAGGCAAACCUAAGUCUUUGCGUUCCAGUUGCCGGGCAGGAAAAAGAUGGUAGUAGUCUCCUCGGCCUCACCAGGUGGGAAGGGCGGCCGGAGAAACAAGACCGCAGAAAGCAGCGCGGCUUCCUGUGAGGGACCGGAAAACAGCGACUCCUGUGGGCGCCGCGCUUAGCGGUUGCGCCUCAACUCUAUGGUUCUGGGUGGCUAGACGCGCCCAAUUUGGGUAUUUUUUUUUUGGAAGGCGGCUCAUAAGACGACCCGGAAGCGGAAGUCGAAGAACGUUCUAGUAGCUUGAGGUAUCGGCGGGAGCUGCCGAGUAGCGCGAGCAGCCGUUACCAGAGCCGGAGCUGCCGGUGAGCGUGAGCGGUUAAACCUGAUCAAGAUGACAACUUCCCAAAAGCACCGAGACUUCGUGGCAGAGCCCAUGGGGGAAAAGCCAGUGGGGAGUCUGGCCGGGAUUGGUGAAGUCCUGGGCAAGAAGCUGGAGGAAAGGGGCUUUGAUAAGGCUUAUGUUGUUCUUGGCCAGUUUCUGGUGCUAAAGAAAGACGAAGACCUCUUCCGAGAAUGGCUGAAAGACACGUGUGGUGCCAAUGCCAAGCAGUCCCGGGACUGCUUUGGGUGCCUUCGAGAAUGGUGCGAUGCCUUCUUGUAGUGCACUCUGGGGACUCCUCAGUUCCCCCAGCCACAGAAUCUAGUCUGCAGAGUCGGCAGCUGGGUGGGGCUCCUCCCUGUCCCCAUGAAGGAAAAGAUUGCUGUUGUCACAGUCACCUCCUUUGUACUCCGGGGUCUUUUGGGAGUUCUCUUCCC
Messenger RNA from Alexandromys fortis (reed vole), 1131 nucleotides. It is a transcript of the gene Banf1, whose product is annotated as barrier to autointegration nuclear assembly factor 1. Lineage: Eukaryota; Metazoa; Chordata; Mammalia; Rodentia; Cricetidae. Gene Ontology annotation, molecular function: DNA binding. Bases 707 to 976 code for a protein of 89 amino acids. The transcript has 3 exons. The record is from RefSeq and is a predicted model, not a curated record.